CCAGGUCACAUGACGCUUUGGGGACGGCCACGGAGCGCCUCCUCAUCGCACUCCCCCCUGGCUCCAGCUCUCUCUCCCCUUUCUCCCUCCAGCUCCCGUUGCAGCUUCGACUCCGCUGUUGCGGCGCGACCGUGUCCCAGGCGCGGCUCCGAAGGGCCAGCCGCCGUGAGCUCCACGCCACACGCGAUGCGGGCCGUUCCGCCGGGACCGGUGCCCUCCGGGCCGCGCGUCGCGCUCCUGCCGCCGCUCCUGCUGCUGCUGCUCGUGGCGGCCGCGGGCUCCGCGCAGGCCCAGGCCGUCGACUUGGAUGCCCUGUGCAGUUACACAUGGGAAGCUGUUGACUCCAAAAAUAAUGCAGUUUAUAAAAUCAACAUCUGUGGAAAUGUGGAUAUUUCCAGGUGUGGGCGGACAAGUGCUAUCUGUAUGUGUAACCUAAAGACAGAAAACUGUCGCUCAGUGGGUGACUCACUUUUGAGAAGUUCAACCAGAUCACUCUUGGAAUUCAACACCACUACGGGCUGCCAGGCUUUAGAUUCACAGCACAGAAUCCAGACUAGCAUUACAUUUCUGUGUGGGAAGACCCUGGGAACUCCUGAAUUUGUAACUGCCACAGAUUGUGUGCAUUACUUUGAGUGGAGGACUACUGCAGCCUGCAAGAAAGACAUAUUUAAAGCUGAUAAAGAGGUACCAUGCUAUGCCUUUGAUGACAAGUUACAGAAGCAUGACUUAAACCCACUGAUCAAGCUAAAUGGUGGCUAUCUGGUAGAUGAUUCUGAUCCUGACACGUCUCUGUUCAUCAACGUGUGCAGAGACAUAGACUCCCUCCGGGACCCCAGCACACAGCUGAGAGUCUGUCCUGCUGGCACUGCUGCCUGUCUGCUGAAGGGGAACCAGGCAUUUGACGUUGGCAGGCCCAAGGAGGGGCUGAAGCUGUUGAGCAAGGACAGGCUUGUUCUGACUUAUGUGAAGGAAGAGGGAGAAAAGCCAGACUUCUGUAAUGGUCACAGCCCUGCAGUGACAGUAACAUUUGUAUGCCCAUCAGAGCGAAGAGAGGGUACCAUUCCUAAACUCACUGCCAAGUCCAACUGCCGUUAUGAAGUUGAGUGGAUCACCGAGUAUGCCUGCCACAGAGAUUACUUGGAGAGUGAAAGCUGCUCCCUCAACAGUGAGCAGCAUGAUAUUGCUAUCGACCUUAGUCCCUUGGCCCAGUAUGGAGGGUCCCCCUAUGUUUCUGAUGGAAGAGAAUAUAUGUUUUUUAUCAAUGUCUGUGGGGACACAAAGGUCUCACUCUGUAAUAACAAAGAGGCUGCUGUUUGUCAAGAGAAAAAAGCGGAUUCCACUCAAGUCAAAAUAGCAGGAAGACACCAGAACCAGACACUCCGGUACUCAGAUGGAGACCUCACCCUCAUCUAUUCUGGAGGUGACGAGUGUAGCUCUGGCUUCCAGCGGAUGAGUGUCAUAAACUUUGAGUGCAACAAAACCGCAGGUAAAGACGGGAGAGGAGAGCCUGUGUUCACAGGUGAGGUGGACUGCACCUACUUCUUCACAUGGGAUACUAAAUAUGCCUGUGUCAAAGAGAAGGAAGAUCUUCUUUGUGGGGCCAUCGACGGCAAGAAACGUUACGACCUGUCUGUGUUGGCUCGUCACUCAGAAUCAGAACAGAAUUGGGAAGCAGUGGAUGGCAGCCAGGCUGAAUCAGAAAAGUAUUUCUUCAUCAACGUCUGUCAUCGGGUGCUGCAGGAGGGAAAAGCCAAGAACUGUCCUGAAGAUGCUGCUGUGUGUGCUGUGGAUAAGAAUGGAAGUAAAAACCUUGGAAAAUUUGUCUCUUCUCCUACAAAAGAGAAAGGACACAUUCAGCUCUCUUACUCUGAUGGUGAUGACUGUGGUAGUGAUAAGAAAAUAACAACUAACAUCACACUUGUGUGCAAACCAGGUGAUCUGGAAAGUGCUCCAGUGUUGAGAGCUGUGGGACCCGAUGGCUGCUCCUAUGAGUUUGAGUGGCAUACGGCUGCUGCCUGUGUACUGUCGAAGACAGAAGGAGAGAACUGCACGGUCCUUGAUGCCCAGGCAGGAUUUUCUUUUGAUUUGUCACUCCUCACAAAGAAGAAUGGUGCAUAUAAAGUUGAGACAGAGAAGUAUGACUUCUACAUAAAUGUUUGUGGCCCUGUAUCCGUGGACCCUUGUCAGUCAAACUCGGGGGCCUGCCAAGUAUCGAAAAGUGGUAAGUCUUGGAACUUGGGACUGAGUAAUACCAAGCUUACCUACUACGAUGGAAUGAUCCAGCUGAACUACAGGGACGGCACGCCCUAUAACAAUGAAAAGCACACCCCGAGAGCCACACUGAUUACCUUUCUCUGUGACCGUGACGCUGGAGUGGGCUUCCCAGAAUAUCAGGAAGAGGACAACUCUACCUACAACUUCCGGUGGUACACCAGUUAUGCCUGCCCAGAAGAGCCCCUGGAGUGCAUGGUGACAGACCCCUCCAGGAUGGAACAGUAUGACCUCUCCAGUCUAGUGAAGUCUGAAGGUGGCCCUGGAGGAAACUGGUAUGCCAUGGAAAACUCACGGGAACAUUUCACAAGGAGGAAAUACUACCUCAACGUGUGUCGGCCUCUGAAUCCCGUGCCAGGCUGCGAUCGAUAUGCAUCUGCUUGCCAGAUGAAAUAUGAAAAUCAUGAGGGCUCCUCGGCAGAAACUGCAUCCAUCAGUAACCUGGGGGUUGCAAAGACAGGCCCUGUGGUGGAGGAGAGUGGCAGCCUCCUCUUAGAGUAUGUGAACGGCUCUGCUUGCACCACCAGUGAUGGCCGGCUAACCACCUACAGCACCAGGAUCCAUCUUGUCUGCGGUCGAGGAAGUAUGAAUGCCCAUCCCAUAUUCACUUUUAACUGGGAAUGUGUGGUCAGUUUCUUGUGGAACACAGAGGCUGCCUGCCCUAUCCAGACGAUCACAGAAACAGACCAGGCUUGCUCUAUAAGGGACCCCAGCAGUGGAUUUGUGUUUAAUCUUAGCCCACUCAAUGAUUCCUCUCAAGGACAUGUGGUCUUAGGCAUUGGGAAGACUUUUGUGUUCAAUAUCUGUGGUGCAAUGCCUGCUUGUGGAACGGUUGCAGGGAAGCCAGCCUUUGGCUGUGAGGCAGAAACUCAGAUAGAAGACAUUAAGGACCUGAGGCCAGAAAGGCCAGUCGGGAUGGAGAAGAGCCUCGAGUUGUCUGCUGAGGGGUUCCUCACUCUGACCUACAAAGGCUCUUCUCCCUCUGACAGAGGCACAGCAUUCAUCAUCCGCUUCAUUUGCAAUGGUGACAUUUACCCAGGAGUCCCCAAAUUUCUACAUCAGGACAUUGACUCUACACGAGGGAUCCGGAACACUUUCUUUGAGUUUGAAACUGCAUUAGCUUGUACUCCUUCUCUAGUGGAUUGUCAAGUGACUGACCCAGCUGGGAAUGAGUAUGACCUGAGUGCCCUGAGCAUGGCCCAGAAGCCAUGGACGGCGGUGGACACAUCUGUGCAUGGGAAGAGGAGAAGCUUCUACCUGAGCGUCUGCAGUCCUCUGCCUUACAUCCCUGGCUGCCACGGCCUUGCGGUGGGGUCCUGCAUGGUGUCAGAAGACCAAAGUGUUAACUUGGGUGUGGUGCAGAUCAGUCCUCAAGCUACUGGCAAUGGAUCUCUCAGCAUCCUCUAUGUGAAUGGUGACAGAUGUGAAAACCAGCGCUUUUCCACCAGGAUAAUGUUCGAAUGUGCCCAGACAUCGGGCUCACCUAUGUUCCAGUUCCUGAACAACUGUGAGUACGUGUUUGUGUGGCGAACAGUGGAGGCCUGUCCUGUGGUCAGAGAGGAAGGAGACAACUGCCAGGUGAAAGACCCCAGGCAUGGCAAUUUGUAUGACCUGAAGCCCUUGGCCCUCAAUGACACCAUCAUCAGUGCUGGCGAGUAUACCUAUUACUUCCGGGUCUGCGGGAAGCUGUCCUCAGAUGUUUGCUCUGCCCGUGAUGGAUCCAAGGCAGUCUCAUCAUGUCAGGAAAAGAAGGGACCACAGGGAUUCCAGAAAGUGGCAGGACUCCUUAACCAGAAGCUGACUUUUGAAAAUGGACUGUUGAAAAUAAAUUACACUGGGGGGGACACCUGCCAUAAGGUGUAUCAGCGCUCUACAACCAUCUAUUUCUACUGUGACCGGACUACUCAGAAGCCAGUGUUUCUGAAGGAAACUUCGGACUGCUCCUAUUUGUUUGAGUGGCGAACACAGUAUGCCUGCCCACCUUUCAAUGUGACAGAGUGUUCUAUCCAGGAUGGGGCUGGCAACUCCAUUGACCUCUCCUCACUGUCAAGAUACAGUGACAACUGGGAGGCUGUGACCAGGACAGGGGCCACUGAGCAUUACCUCAUCAAUGUAUGCAAGUCUCUGUCUCCACACGCUGGCACAGAGCCAUGCCCUCCAGAGGCAGCUGUUUGUCUGCUGGAUGGCUCCAAGCCUGUGAACCUUGGCAAGGUGAGGGAUGGUCCUCAGUGGACAGGUGGUGUGACUGUCCUCAAGUAUGUGGAUGGCGACUUGUGCCCAGACAAAAUUCGGAAAAGGUCAACCAUUAUUCGCUUCACCUGCAGUGACAGCCAAGUGAACUCUAGGCCUCUGUUCAUCAGUGCUGUGCAAGACUGUGAGUACACCUUCUCCUGGCCCACACCUGCUGCCUGUCCUGUGAAGAGCAACACACAUGAUGACUGCCAAGUCACCAAUCCCAGCACAGGCCACCUAUUUGACCUGAGCUCCUUAAGUGGCAGAGCUGGCAUCAAUGCCUCCUACAGCGAGAAGGGGCUGAUCUUCAUGAGCAUAUGUGAGGAGAAUGAGAACUGUGGCCCUGGAGUAGGGGCCUGCUUUGGACAGACGAGGAUCAGUGUGGGCAAGGCCAGCAAGAGGCUGAGCUACAAGGAUCAAGUCUUGCAGCUGGUGUAUGAGAAUGGGUCCCCAUGCCCCUCCAAAUCAGGCCUGACGUACAAGAGUGUCAUCAGCUUCGUGUGCAGGCCUGAGGCUGGACCUACCAACAGGCCAAUGCUUAUCACCUUGGACAAGCAGUCAUGCACACUCUUCUUCUCCUGGCACACACCCCUGGCCUGUGAGCAGGCGACAGAAUGUGCUGUGCGGAAUGGAAGCUCGAUUAUUGACCUGUCCCCUCUCAUCCACCGCACUGGUGGCUAUGAAGCAUAUGAUGAAAGUGAGGAUGACACCUCUGACACCACUCCUGACUUCUACAUCAACAUCUGCCAGCCACUGAAUCCCAUGCAUGGAGUGCCCUGCCCUGCAGGUGCCUCAGUAUGCAAAGUUCCUGUGAACGGGCCCCCUAUAGAUAUUGGUAGAGUCACAGGUCCUCCAAUAUUCAAUCCUGUGGCGAAUGAAGUCUCCCUGAACUUUGAGAGCAGUACUCCUUGCUUAGUGGACAAAUAUAUGAACUACACCUCACUCAUCGCAUUUCACUGCAAGAGAGGAGUCAGCAUGGGAACUCCUAAGCUGAUAAGAACCAAUGACUGUGACUUUGUGUUUGAGUGGGAGACUCCGAUUGUCUGUCCUGAUGAAGUGAAGACACAGGGCUGUGCAGUAACAGACGAGCAGCUGCUCUAUAGCUUCAACCUGACCAGCCUCUCCACAAGCACUUUCAAGGUUACUCGGGAUGCUCGCACAUACAGUAUAGGGGUGUGCACAGCGGCAGCUGGCUUAGACCAGGAAGGCUGCAAGGAUGGCGGUGUCUGUCUGCUCUCUGAGAGCAAAGGAGCUUCUUUCGGGCGCCUAGCAUCGAUGCAGCUGGAUUACAGGCACCAGGAUGAAGCGGUCAUUCUGAGUUACGUAAAUGGUGAUCCUUGCCCUCCAGAAACGGAUGAUGGCGAGCCCUGUGUCUUCCCCUUCAUUUACAAAGGGAAGAGCUAUGAAGAAUGUGUAUUGGAGGGACGGACGAAACUGUGGUGUAGCAAAACUGCAAAUUAUGAUCGUGACCACGAGUGGGGCUUCUGUAGACCGACCAACAGCUACCGGAUGUCUGCAAUCAUAUUUACAUGUGAUGAAAGUGAAGAUAUUGGGAGGCCACAAGUGUUCAGUGAAGAUCGUGGGUGUGAGGUAACAUUUGAGUGGAAGACAAAAGUCGUCUGCCCUCCGAAGAAGAUGGAGUGCAAGUUUGUUCAGAAGCAUAAGACCUAUGACUUGCGGCUGCUCUCAUCCCUCACGGGGUCCUGGGACUUUGUGCAUGAAGGAAACUCGUACUUUAUCAAUCUGUGCCAGAGAGUAUAUAAAGGUCCCCUGGACUGCUCUGAAAGAGCCAGCAUUUGCAAGAAGAGUGCCACUGGUCAAGCCCAGGUUUUGGGGCUUGUUCAUACACAAAAACUGGAAGUCAUAGAUGAAACGGUCAUUGUUACUUACUCAAAAGGCUACCCUUGUGGUGGGAAUAAGACUGCAUCCUCUGUAAUCGAAUUGACCUGUGCAAAGACUGUGGGCAGGCCUGCUUUCAAGAGGUUUGAUGCUGACAGCUGUACCUACUACUUUUACUGGUACUCACGGGCUGCCUGCGCUGUGAGGCCUCAGGAGGUGAACAUGGUGAAUGGAACGCUCACCAACCCUGUGACCGGCAAGAGCUUCAGCCUCGGGGAAAUUUAUUUUAAGCUGUUCAGCGCCUCUGGGGACAUGAGAACCAAUGGGGACAAUUACCUGUAUGAAAUCCAGCUCUCCUCCAUCACCAGCUCUUCUAAUCCUGCAUGCUCUGGUGCCAACAUCUGCCAGGUGAAGCCCAAUGACCAGCACUUCAGCAGGAAAGUAGGCACCUCUGACAUGACCAAGUACUACGUCCAAGAUGGAGAUCUGGAUGUGGUGUUUACCUCUUCCUCCAAGUGUGGAAAAGAUAAGACCAAGUCUGUUUCUUCCACUAUCUUCUUCCACUGUGACCCCCUGGUGAAGGAUGGGAUCCCAGAGUUCAGCCACGAGACUGCUGACUGCCAGUACCUAUUCUCCUGGUACACUUCAGCUGUGUGUCCUCUGGGUGUGGACUUUGAUGAUGAGAAUGCUGGGCCAGAGUAUAAAGGACUCUCAGAGCGGAGUCAGGCUGUUGGGGCAGUCCUCAGUCUUCUCCUGGUGGCACUGACUGGCUGUUUGCUUGCCUUGCUGCUUCAUAAGAAGGAGAGAAGGGAAACUGUGUUAAACAAGCUGACCAAUUGCUGCAGAAGAAGCUCGGGCGUGUCCUACAAGUACUCAAAGGUCAGCAAGGAGGAGGAGACAGAUGAGAAUGAGACAGAAUGGCUGAUGGAAGAGAUCCAGGUGCCAGCCCCAAGACUAGGCAAGGAUGGGCAGGAGAAUGGCCACAUCACCACCAAGGCGGUGAAAGCAGACGCUCUCACUUCCCUGCAUGGAGAUGACCAAGACAGUGAGGAUGAGGUCCUGACCAUCCCAGAGGUGAAAGUUCACUCAGGCAGAGGAGCCGAGGUGGAAAGCUCACAGCCCCUGAGAAACCCACAGCGCAAGGUCCUGAAGGAAAGGGAGGGUGAGAGGAUGGGGCUGGUCCGAGGUGAGAAGGCCAGAAAAGGGAAGUUCAGACCUGGACAGCGCAAGCCAACAGCCCCUGCCAAGCUGGUGUCCUUCCAUGACGACAGCGAUGAGGACCUCUUACACAUCUAACUCCGUGGUGCCUACAGGAGAAGGUGGAGCCAUGGACAGCCAAGCACCUCCAACCAAAUAAGACUUCAGCUCGAUGAUGCGUCUGUCAUUUUGCCUUUAACAAAACUGCUUCAAAGGGAAGAGUUUCUGUAAUGGGGGAGAGGAUGGGGGAGGUGGGCACCACUCCUUCAUGAUCGUUUACAGUCAAUGGAACAAGGUGUUGCUUGAAUCGGCCAAAGGGCGGUACUUCGUGCCCAGGGUUUUGCCCCAAGUCCUCACUUACGAUCAUAGCUGCUGUGUGCUUCCAACAGGUGCCCAGGCCACAUGCAUCUCACAACAGAGGGCUGUGUUUGAAAAAAACCCUUGCUGCUUUAGACCCUACGGGGUAACCAUUUAUAUUUUUAGCAUUGUAAUUCUCUCCCCUAUUUAUUGACUUUGACAAUUACUACUCAGGUUUGCGAAAAAGGAGAAAAACAAAACAAAACAAAACCAGUUUCUUCUGCCAGCAAGGGCAUAAGGUGAAGCUGGCAGUCUGCUGGAGCCAUUGUACGGGGCUCCUGAACUGGUCCUUGAUGCACACUUUAGUGAGCUGCAGUAUUCUAUUCUUCGCUUUGCAUUUUGUAAGGGCACACACACAUGCACAGGUCCCCGAGUGCCUAGGUUUGGGAAGACCCGCCUGCUCCGUGCCCUACCUCAUCUCUGUAGUUGCAGCUCUUUGCACGAAUCCCACUGGGUGUUGCUUUUGCCAGCUGGUGAGUCCCAGCACGUCACCCAGAGUGGGUAUUUGUGCACGCAAUGGAGUAGAGGCUCUUGGGGAGGAGCUGCUCUUCAGGUUUGGGCUGUAGGUCUCAUCUCUUCAGGUUCUCAUAAUGCCACCUUUACUGUGCUUUUUGCUUUUUUUUUAAGGGGGAAAAUGUUUAUCACCCAUUCGACCUAUAAGAAGCCUUAAUUUGCACAGGGUGACUUACAGACACCGUGAAACACGGUGGGCCAGUGUUGUGUGUGGGCUGUGCUAGGGCAGAGUCCCAGGAUGGAAGGGCAGGCCCAGUCCACUGGCUGUGGAUUCUUUCUUGAUGUGUUCAAUGACUUCUCACAUUAUAGAGUUGUAGAUAGGUGAUAUUUACAUACCCAAAAGCAAAGUACCCCGCAGAAUUUCUUGGUUUAUGCCUGAUUUUGCUAGCUUGUUUGAUUUUACAUUGAGUGUAUUUUUAAAAAUUGAUUUUUCUCUUCAUUUUUAAUCAACUUUACUGUAAUAUGAAGUAUUCAAUUUCAAUAAAAAUAAAUUAUUAACUAGG
Molecule: messenger RNA, 8912 nt
Organism: Mastomys coucha (southern multimammate mouse)
Lineage: Eukaryota; Metazoa; Chordata; Mammalia; Rodentia; Muridae
Gene: Igf2r
Product: insulin like growth factor 2 receptor
Exons: 48
Coding region: 10-7638 (2542 amino acids)
Biological process (GO): lysosomal transport
Cellular component (GO): late endosome; plasma membrane; trans-Golgi network
Molecular function (GO): signaling receptor activity; D-mannose binding; insulin-like growth factor binding
Source: RefSeq, a predicted model, not a curated record